Molecule: messenger RNA, 1454 nt
Organism: Scleropages formosus (Asian bonytongue)
Lineage: Eukaryota; Metazoa; Chordata; Actinopteri; Osteoglossiformes; Osteoglossidae
Product: tumor necrosis factor receptor superfamily member 14-like
Exons: 13
Coding region: 175-1092 (305 amino acids)
Biological process (GO): defense response to Gram-positive bacterium; positive regulation of T cell migration; positive regulation of cytokine production involved in immune response
Cellular component (GO): external side of plasma membrane
Molecular function (GO): protein binding
Source: RefSeq, a predicted model, not a curated record
UGGAAAAAAACCUCAGUAACAUGCUGCAAUAUCCGUUUUAACAUAUUUAAGCUGUUAUGACUGUUACGUGUUUUCAGAGUUACUGUUUGCCACACUUGUGAGUUUUACUUUAUUGAAGAAUGGAACAUUGCUUUUGAAGGGACACGUACAGUGCUCAUCAGAAGUUCACUCACCAUGUUCUACCUGCUUAAGACAUCUGCAAUAGCCCUUCUUUUCUUUAUCCACAAAGCCUGCUCUGAGUGCAAUCACGCUCAAUACGAAAUAGAUGGGAAAUGCUGCUCAAUGUGUUCCCCUGGAACUCAUGUUUAUAAGCAUUGUGGAAAAGACAUAGACACCAUGUGUGUAGAUUGUGCUGCAGGAACUUUCAGCGAUCAGCCCAAUGGUGUCAUUAAGUGCCGGCCGUGCACAGCUUGUGAUGAAGGUCUUGGCUUAAAGACGGUGAAGGAGUGUAAACCCUCUUCAGAUGCAGUGUGUGGAGUCCUGGAAGGGAACUAUUGUAUUGAUUCUUAUGAGGGAGGAUGUAGAGCAGCACAGAAACACACAACCUGCAAACCUGGACACUUCAUCAAACACCCUGGAACAGACUUUACUGACACCGUGUGUGAGAACUGUCCUGAAAAUUCUCACUCGGAUGGGUUUUCUACGUCCUGUACACCACGCAUAGAUAGGGAACCUAAAGGACUGCCCAUCGACACACCAGAGGACAAUGUGUCUGAUCCUAACAGUGGGAGCAAGAGUCUGGUUCUUCCUACAUCUGUGAUUAUACUUGUAGCUGUUGUUGCUGUUGUUGUUGUAAUUAUGAUGAUAGCAGUAGCAGUAGCAGUAGUAUACUUGAAACGAAAGAAGUCAUCCCGUUCAGAUGGUGACUUCAGGGACAAUCAGAAUCUAGAAAUGACAGGAUUUUUAAUCACAGCAGAUACAAGGCAAACACAGGCAUCACAAGCUGAAAAUGGAAACAUGCUUCCACAUAAAUCAGAUACAGGAAAUCCAGAGGAAAAUGGGUCCCCUGGAGAGCAGGUUCAACAAGACAGUGAGGUGUCCUUACACUCCUCUGCUGGAUUGCCAUCAUCUGACACCAUAACGGGAGAAUAACAGGAGCACCAGGAUAGAUGGACUCUACAGAAGCUCACCAUGUCUUACAUGAGAAACAAGACCCUAAAUUUGUUUUUUUCUUUUCUUAAUUGUUCACCUGGUACUAUUUGUUCACCGCACAAGCUUCGAUGUCCCCAUGCAUCUUUGUGUUGCAGCUUUGUCUUCCGAGUUCACGGUUCGCAGUUAUCAGUUCAUGAGAUAAACUCUGCACUUGGGAUCGCUCUAUCGCAUGUCUCCAAGAGAUUGUGAUCUCCACUCUCUCCACACACAAAAUUAUAGUUUUGGUUCUUUCUGAAUUUUUUUUCUCUAUAGCUGAUAUUCCGUUUAUUAGCUAUUUGUACUGUUAUUCGUAUUUUAGCUGA